CGCACGCGCUGGACUGGACUCUUCCGAGUCCGGUUGCCGUACGACGCGGCGGGUGCCGCCGCCGGGUGUAUAUCGGCGUGUGCGCCAAGAACACGUGCGACGCGCCUCUAAAGUUGCCCCUACCUACGCGCGCCCCCGCAGCCCUACCGACAGACUCGAGCCACCGUCUUCAACCGCGGCAACCAUCGGCGUGCGGAUCCGCCGUUUCUCGUCACUGCCGGCGAAGCCCGCUGCCAAGAGGACACCUCGCCGUCGUCUUCCCGUGUCUGCAAUUUGCCUGCCAGGUGAAGGCCCAUCGCCGCCAGCUUUCGUUUUUCGCCGCCGGCUAUUUCCAUCCUUCUAUUGGCAGAAAGAAAAAGGCUAAUGGCGAGAAGCAUUGAUUCGGAUUAUAUUGACUUCUCACAUAUGAGUGGAUUCGACAUGGGCAUCGAUUUUGAUGGAUUUGAGGAAAAUGUGAGAAAGUUCAUGGAGCUCCCGGCCAAGUAUCUGGAUUCAGCUCAUGAUAAGGCUGUUGAGUUCAUUGAAGAUGUCCAGGCAAUAAUUUUUGCCCCCUUUACUGACGAUGAGGUGCCAAAUGAGGAGGAUCAAUCUAGUAGCAGUGUCAUCACUGAAUCUUCACCAACAUCUGUUGAGACUGCGCUAGUUGGACCAAAUACUGAAGCCUCUACUCCUGCAUCUCUCAUAACAGUGGAAAACAGAUCUACUGGCUGUGUAGAUACUGAUGCUCAUGGAACUGAAUCAUUUUCAAGAAAAAGUACAGACAGCUCCGAGGAAGUUAUUCUAUGGAAUCCAGAGACUUCUGUAAAACCACGACCACUUGGACUUACCGCCAUACCCCAAGAUGACCAUGCACCUCAUGCUCUGGAAACAGAUCAAGUGGCAGAGCAAGCCGGACACUGUUCUGGACAUUCAGAUUCUUCUGUUUGUGAUAGAGAAAUUCCGCUAGAAAAUUUUAGAGCAGAUUAUGAAGAGGAAGCGGUAUUACACAGUGCAAAUGACCCUGUCGAAGUAACAAUUCAUGAUUCCACUACAAUUACCCAAGAUGAUUAUGUACCACACAUAUUGCACAAGGAUCAACAAGCUGGGCUUGACUGUUCUGUACAUUCAGGCAAGCUGCUUAUAAUUAUAACCUCACCUUACUUUCUCCAUAAGAAUGAUAAAGAUUCUGCUGCUUUUUUUCAAGCAUUGCUGCUAGAAGAUUCUAGUGCAAAUUAUGAAGAUGAAAGGGUAUCGUACAGUGCAAACGGCCCUGUGGAAGCAACCCAAGAUAAUUAUGUACCUCAAGCAUUGAACAAGGAGGAAAAAGCUGGACUUCACUGUUCGGGAUAUUCAGAUAUUCUGGUAGAUUCUGCUGUUUUUUUUCAAGCACUGCUGCAAGAAGAUUAUAGUGCAAAUUGUGAAGAUGAAAGGGUAUCAUACAGUGCAAACGGCUCUGUGGAAGCAACCCAAGAUAAUUAUGUACCUCAGGCAUUGAACAAGGAGGAACAAGCUGGACUUCACUGUUCUGGACAUUCAGAUAUUCUGGUAGAUUCUGCUGUUUUUUUUGAAGCACUGCUGCUAGAAGAUUCUAGUGCUAAUUCUGAAGAGCAAAUGGUAUCACACGGUGCAAACGGCCCUGUGGAAGCAACUACGCAUGGAACUAGCAUUUCGCAUGAAUCAAGCUCAGAUGUGCCUAGCUGUGCUGAUGUUCCAAAUAUGCCAACUGACACUAUGGUUAAGUCUGUUGAUAUAGAGGACCUAAGGGAUGGCCAGGAGCACAUGGAAAACGAUGAAAUUGUGCCCCCGGUCCCUCAGCGAAACAAUGCAUCAUUUCAGAAAAUGUUUAUGAGGAGCUUGUCGAGUAAACUCCGGUGGUCAAAGAAGCAGGUGAGUACACGUCAGGCCAUGCCUGCUGGAUCACAGGACUCAGAAAACAUUGGAUAUCAACUAGUUUCUUCAUCAGCCGAUCUGGAGCAUGACUGGGAGGUCUUGUAAAACUGCAAGAAGCUGCUCCAUGUCUCUGGUUCCAGGGGAAAGCUUGUGUAAAUUACAAAUCUCCUCACUGAAGCUGUGUCUAGUUGCUGCAUAUAAUCUUACAGAAGGAUGAGAGCGUGAGGUGUUUGCGUCUCUAAGUCUCUAUACAUCCACCGGCAUAACUGUAAAUUCCACUUGAGGCUGUGUUGUUCAAAUUUUCUCUUACUGAUCCGA
This is a messenger RNA of Panicum hallii, 2187 nucleotides long. RefSeq lists its product as uncharacterized. The transcript has 12 exons. NCBI's taxonomy places the organism in Eukaryota, Viridiplantae, Streptophyta, Magnoliopsida, Poales, Poaceae. The record is from RefSeq and is a predicted model, not a curated record. The coding region runs from base 364 to 1974 and encodes 536 amino acids.